This is a messenger RNA of Oreochromis niloticus (Nile tilapia), 2639 nucleotides long. It is a transcript of the gene tbc1d15, whose product is annotated as TBC1 domain family, member 15. Gene Ontology annotation, molecular function: GTPase activator activity. Gene Ontology annotation, biological process: activation of GTPase activity. The record is from RefSeq and is a predicted model, not a curated record. NCBI's taxonomy places the organism in Eukaryota, Metazoa, Chordata, Actinopteri, Cichliformes, Cichlidae.
UGACGGCCGUUAAAGUGGGCGUGGUUUUAACCGGAAGCUGACCUUUUUAAACCGGAAGCUGAGCUGUCAGUUGUGUUUUGGAAGUUGGUGGUCACGUGAGCUGCCGUCGUCAUCAAGAGAGCGAGUCCAGACAUGGCGGCGGAGCCUGCGUUCAAGGUGAUAUUUGAACACGAGGGAGUCUUCCUUCAUCCCAGCAGCGAUGAGGAGAUCGAGCCAGACUUCCUGGUUUCAGGAACCCUCCGGAUCCUCGACAAGGACGCCGAGAUUGUGGUGGAGUACAGACCUCUGGAGGAUGCCGUCGACCCCUCAAACAUGCUCUGUGCUGGGAAGGACUCAAGCUCGGUGGUGGAGUGGGCUCAGUGUCCGGGGGACCGUCCACAGUCUCAGCAGCUGUUGGAGGCUCAGCUGAGCUAUGAGACAGAGUGGGACAUGGUGAACGCCGUGUCGUUCAGGAAGAGGCGGAGCUCCAACAUGGAGGGUUCUCUCAACAGCAGCCACGAGAGGAGCCGCUGGGCCUUCGCCUUCAGCGUCAGUGACCUCCGCUCCGUCACGGUGAGGGAGGAGGGCUGGACCUUCAUCAUCCUGCAGCUGAAGGACUCUUCCACCCCGUUGCCACAUCUGCACUUCCACCAGGGCGGCAGCAGAGCGUUCCUGGACAGCCUGAGGAGGUUCGCUCUGCUCACAGAGUCUCCCAGCGACCACACGUGCCUGCUGGUCAGCACGCCAAACAAAGCUCUGUCGCAGUCCUUUGAGAACCUUCUGGACGACAACAACUUCGGCCUGGUUCACAAGUUUAAGCGGGACCCGUACGUCACCACGCUUGGCGGCUUGUCCAAAGUCACAAACUAUUUAUUCGACGCGCUGCGGGGACAGGAGCAGCAGCAGCGCCCCCCGGAGGAGGUGGCCGAUCUGCUGGGGGAGGUCAUCCCGGGGCUGGAGAUCAACCAGCAGGAGGAGCCGGGCUUCGAGGUCAUCACCAGGAUCGACCUGGGCGUGAGGCCCGAGGUGAGCAGGAAGUCGCCGCUGACUGCAGACGACUGGGCACGACACCAGGACGCAGACGGGAGGAUGAAGGACGUCCCAGACCUGAAACACGCAGUCUUCAAGGGGGGUCUGUGCCACGCCCUCAGGAAGGAGGCCUGGAAGUUCCUGCUGGGCUAUUAUCCCUGGGAGAGCACGCACGAGGAGAGGAAGACCCUGCAGAGAGAGAAAACUGAUGAAUACUUCAGGAUGAAGCUGCAGUGGAAGUCUGUGAGCGAGGAGCAGGAGAGGAGGAACUCCAGACUGAGAGACUACCGGAGUCUGAUCGAGAAGGACGUGAACCGAACAGACCGAACAAACCGCUUCUACGAGGGCAUCGACAACCCGGGCCUGGUCCUGCUGCACGACAUCCUCAUGACUUACUGCAUGUACGACUUCGACCUGGGUUACGUUCAGGGCAUGAGCGACCUGCUGUCACCCAUCCUCUACGUCAUGGAGAACGAGGUCGAUGCCUUCUGGUGCUUCGUGGCCUUCAUGGACCAGAUGCAUGAGAACUUUGAGGAGCAGAUGCAGGGCAUGAAGACUCAGCUCAUCCAGCUCAGCUCGCUGCUCAGGCUGCUCGACCUCGCCUUCUGGAACUACCUCGAGUCUCAGGAUUCAGGAUACCUGUACUUCUGCUUCCGCUGGCUGCUCAUCAGGUUCAAGAGGGAGCUGAGCUUCGUGGACGUGCUACGGCUUUGGGAGGUAAUGUGGACCGGGCUGCCCUGCGAGAACUUUCACCUGCUGGUGUGCUGCGCCAUCCUGGACUCGGAGAAGCAGAAGAUCAUGGAGGAGAACUAUGGCUUCAACGAGAUCCUGAAGCACAUCAACGAGCUCUCCAUGAAGCUGGACAUCGAGGAGAUCCUGCAGAAAGCUGAGGGCAUCUGUCUGCAGAUCAGGAGCUGCAAGGACCUCCCUCGCCCUGUCGCCACCAUCUUGGGCUUUGAUGUCGAGUCUCGCUGUGCGGACUCAACUGGUUGCGGUUCGGCGCUGGCUUCCGGAGCGGCUCGGCGGGAGGGCGGCAUCUCCAACGGACACUUGAGAGAAAGCAGCUGCAAGCAGAGCGGCAGAGGGGCCUUCGUAUCGUAGUAAAGAGUGGAGAUGGACUGUGUGUGGGCGGGGUGAAUCUGUGGCCCUGCCUCACUGGAGGAGGGGGCGUGUGUAAAAAGAUUAUUGAGAAUCUUAUUUUUGUAAUUUCUUGUAUCGUGGGGCUCUAAUUCAGGCAUUCCUCCGCUCCAAUCUGAAGCCUCAUUCAUCCUGAUGAAGAGGAGGCGGAGCCAACCAGUGACGGAGCAAUCAAUUUGUUGGCUCCACCUCCCGAAGAUGGGGGUUAGGGUGGAGCAGCUGUCUGGCCUUUGGUUUGAAUGAGGUUUUAGAUCCAGGAAGCUCCGCCCACAAGAGCCCUGAUUGGCUGUGCAGUGACAGAGGGAGGAGCUCUUUCUGUUGGAUGAUGGCACUCGCAUUAUUCGCCGACAGGAGGCGCCUGUGUUCCUCUUCCUGUCGGCGCUAUGUUUUUCUCUAUACUGAGAUCAGAUUAAAGACUCCACGUCAUCAGCUUCUGUCUCCAUGACGACGGCGAACAAACCAAAGAAAUAAAGUUUGUUUCCUGCAGCGUGAAA